GGUUUGCCCGCUCGGACGUGUUGACCCGGCACUUGCAACGGAAUCACCCAGAAGCAAGCGCAUCCUCGGAAUAUUUACCCCCCACGACAAGACCCCGCACAUUUAUGGCUUGUGAUCGAUGUCAUUCCAAAAAAUUGAAAUGUGUCGGGGGAAUUCCUUGCUCGUCUUGCCGUACUCGGGGGGAGUCAUGCCUGUUCAAGCGGAGGGGACAUCGUAAUGCUCGCGCUUGCUCUAAUCAAACGUUAACGCAGGUAGAGGGCGGAAGUCCAUCCUUUUUGCAUCGUGCAACGUCAAAGACUCUAGCAGACGUGGACGAUACCGAACGAACUAGUAAUGCCGCACAUAAUUAUUCUCGUGCUUCUAACGCGGAAGCUGCGGCUGGGGAAUACUCACAAGGUCAGCCCGAGCUCGGUUUAUCUUGGGAUGAGCUCCUAGAUUCAACAGUUGUCUCCACUGGAUCAUUGCCGUAUUCCGAUAAUCUAACACUGUUUGACUUCCUGGCAUUUGAGGCCGAGGCAACGCAGAAUGGCCAAUCAUGCCGCCGUAUCAGCCAGCUGCGCAGGACAACACUGCCCGCCCAUGUGAACAAGCCUUGAAUGUGCUUUUGGGGUAUAUGAAUGAGGUAUCCAGUGAAGGACCUUCAUCUAGGCCUCAAGAUAUGGCCUGGAUUUACAAAAGCCCCUGCACGGAGCUAUACGAUAUCGAAAUGAUAGAGAUUCUCCUCUCAUUGUUUCAACUCCACGUCACUACCACGUUUCCUGUAUUCAAGCAUAUCAACCAACCAGGAAAGCUGCACGAGGGGCUUCGUCUGGCGAUGGCUGCGGUGGGUGGCAUAUAUUGUUCGACAUCCGGCGCUUCCGUCGUGGCAAA
This is a messenger RNA of Aspergillus pseudonomiae, 870 nucleotides long. RefSeq names its product Zn(II)2Cys6 transcription factor domain-containing protein. Lineage: Eukaryota; Fungi; Ascomycota; Eurotiomycetes; Eurotiales; Aspergillaceae. The record is from RefSeq and is a predicted model, not a curated record. Gene Ontology annotation, biological process: regulation of DNA-templated transcription. The transcript has 3 exons. Bases 105 to 596 code for a protein of 163 amino acids. Gene Ontology annotation, molecular function: DNA-binding transcription factor activity, RNA polymerase II-specific; zinc ion binding.